AUGGUCAGCAAUCGUUGGGUGGCCCGGCUGGUCGGCCUCCUCGUCCUGUUGGUCAUCGUCUACACCUUGUUAUGCACCUCAUCCAUGCAGCCAGGGCUGCGCCCCUGGCCGCUGUCGGUCCUAGACGGUGGCCUCGAGUGUGCCAGCAAGGACACCGGCAGCCGGACCCUGUCGGCCGGAGCGCCGGGCUCGCGUGAGCCGUGGUUCCCGCCGCGAACCGGCCUGGUCAACAACCUGACGGCGGCACUAUACACGCCCUCGGGCGUCUACGGCUUCCGCUACGAUGGCUCACUCGUGCCUGACGCUGAUUACGGCGUCUACAACUGGUGCAACAUGCCACACGUCCGGCGCGACCGCUACGUCGUGCCGCCGCCCUCCUUUGCCUUGCGCUACGUUGAGCUCGUCCACCGCCAUCACAAGCGCACACCCUACGCCGCCAACGCGUUUCCGGUCGAGCCAUACCACUGGGACUGCUCCGACGCCCAGGUGCAUCAUUACAACCAACCAACCGGCACCGACCAUCAUCCCGGCGAUGCCUUUCUGCGCCCCGACGCUGCCGUCCCCGGAAACCCGUUUGCGGCCACCGCUCCCGGACUGCACGGCUCCUGCCGCUUCCCUCAGCUGACCCACGGCGGCCUCGUCGACGCCUGGCAGCACGGAGCCGACCUUUACGGCGUCUACCACGACCUGCUGCACUUUCUGCCCGACCUGGCCGCCAAUGACAGCAGCCAGACUGAAAUCCAGGCCGCCUGGACCACACAGACUGCCUUUCGCGUCACCAACAACCAGAUCACCAGCGAAACCGCCUCCAUGGUCUGGGGAGGCAUGUUGGCUGCCGCUGGGCAACGCUCCCCUUCCUGGUCCCUCCCCUUUUCCGUCGAGCCGGUUGGCGUUGACGGCCUCGAGCCGCAAUACGACUGUCCUGCCGGCGCCGUCGCUUUUGCCGACAUCACCGGCCUCGACAUCGACUCCGUCCACGGUGACAGUCGUGCUUACCGCUCGCGCGCGUGGAAUGCCCACCUGGUCGCCGCUGCUGACGUCUUCCGCCGUCUUGAUGCUGCCUCCGGUGUCCUUCCCGGCGACAGGGACUUUCACUCCAGCUUCGACCACUACUACGACAGCCUCUCAGCCCGUCGCUGCCACGACCUGCCCGACGUAGUCGGCGUAGACCGCAACCUCGCCGACACCGUCUUCCGCCUCGGCCAGUGGGAGUACAGCCGCAUGUUCCGCGAUGAUGCCCGCUCGCUCGGCGCCAGUGCUGCGCUUUGGGGCGUCUGGGUCGCCCAGUUGGCCGCUCAUCUACGCACCGCUGCCGCUGACCGCCAGACUGCCCCUCGCUACCGCCACAACGUCGCCCACGACGGCAGCCUCAGUCGCCUGCUUUCUAUCCUGCAGGCCGACGACAUGGUCUGGCCCGGAAUGGGCAGCGAGGUUGUCGUCGAGCUCUGGGAAAAGACUGACCACGUCGACGACCAUGUCGACCAAGACGCUGAUGUAAAUGCUGACAUAAGCACACACCCACACCACUACAUUCGCGUCCUCUUUGGCGGCCGCCUUCUGCGCUCUUCCCACCCCGACCUCGCCGACCUCGACAUGCGCCCACUCGACGCUUUGCUGGCCUACCUCGAUGACCUCGUCGGCCCCGACGCCAGCCUUGUGCCCCGCAAGUGCAAUGGCACCCUGGCCCUGUGGCCCCGCUCCGCUGCUGAUGUCACGUGCCCUUUGUCUUGA
Molecule: messenger RNA, 1731 nt
Organism: Grosmannia clavigera kw1407
Lineage: Eukaryota; Fungi; Ascomycota; Sordariomycetes; Ophiostomatales; Ophiostomataceae
Product: histidine acid phosphatase
Exons: 1
Coding region: 1-1731 (576 amino acids)
Biological process (GO): dephosphorylation
Molecular function (GO): phosphatase activity
Source: RefSeq, a predicted model, not a curated record